AUGAAUAAUCACUCGCAAAAUUUACCAAAACUUGAUUAAACUCCAAGAACAUUUUAAUCCUCGUAUCAUUCAUUGGGCAGAUCCAAUGUAAAUUUCGCAAGAUCUUUUUACAAAGAUGAAAAUGAAAUGAAUGGAUAUAAAAAUUUCAGAAAUGAGUAAAGGACUUAAACAAAUUUUAAUAAUGAAUAAUCCUCCUUAGGAACAGAAAUAAUGAUAUCAUUAAAUCAAAGAGAGUGGAGAUAAAAGAAUUGCAAUUAAUAACUAUUAUAAUUUAUAGAAAAUUAUUAUGCCCAAGGUAAAAUUAAAAUUACAGUGACUUUUGAUUCUAUGUUUGGAGAGAAUCUUUAGAAAAUAGAAAAAUAAAAGUAUAAUUUAUUGAAUUUAUCUAUAAAAUCAACCGAAAUUGAUGAUGAAGAUAAAUUAUACUAAUAGAGAAUAUACCAAUUUAAAGGAAAAUAAGAGAAUAAUCUAUUACCUCUUAUAGAAAUGAUCAUAUAUAGUAAUUCUUAUUUUCCAUAUUUUUAAUAAAUUGUUUAGAAAGUGGGAGGCAAAGUAGAAAUUAAUUAUGGAGGAUGUUAUUUAUGGAUACCUCCUCCAUCAAUUAAAUAAACUAAAAUUAACGAUUUUAAUUGUUGUUUUGAUACUAUUUGUUAAUAUUUAGAAAACACUGUAAUCCUUCAAAUUGAGUGUUCAUCUAAUGCAGAAGCAUUAAUAAAAUAUAAUAUCCUAAAGAAAUAAGAGGUUCUUCAAUAAAUUGAGAGAACUUUAAAUGUUGGAUGUUAUGAUGUUGUAAUUUUGAAUUUGGAAAGAUCAAAAAUGGAAUAUUAGUCCUAUAUGGAUUUUAAUUUAUUAUUUAAACAUAAUCAACUUUAUUUCUUAAGUAACAAUAAUGGAAAAAGCAUAGUAGAAUAAUAAAAUAAAUUGAAUGAAAUUCUUAAAUCAAAAGACAUUAUAAAAAAGGAAAGUAUAACAGACAGUAUUAUAUUUUAUGAUUUACCUGAGGAUGAAGAUUAAACUGAGAUAAAAAUCAAUCACCUUAGAAGAUAGUAUCCGGAGAUAAAUAUUGAAAUAUCCAAUUGUCAAACUUUGUAAGACUAAAAACUUUAGCUACAAAUUACUACAACUACUUGGUUAACUAAAGAUCAAGACAAAACAGAAUUCGUAAAAUAAGCCAGAUAAAUUAAAUCUUAAAUUGAAGAAAUUCAGUUGCCAUGCAAAAUUAUUACAAUCUCCCAAAAUCAAAAGAUUAUUUGGGAAAACUAUCUUUCGGAAUACUUUUAAAAUUAUUCAUCUUGUUUUUCAGUACAUUCUAAGGCGAUGAUAUAGAAAUAGUAUUGA
This is a messenger RNA of Paramecium tetraurelia, 1338 nucleotides long. RefSeq lists its product as uncharacterized. The transcript is spliced from 2 exons. The record is from RefSeq and is a predicted model, not a curated record. Lineage: Eukaryota; Ciliophora; Oligohymenophorea; Peniculida; Parameciidae.